GUGCAAUUACUUAAUUAAAGAGUGCCAAAGUGUUGAAGUGGACUGCUAAAUAAGCCGUUAUUAGCAUCAAGCAAAAUGCAAGAUUCACAUAAGAUUUAGAAGCAUAUGAAGUAUAUCGGUAGCUUGCAUUGCGUACAAAAUGGACUUUCUGCUUUCCACGUUACAAUUGCGCCUAGAAAGGCUAACAGAAGCGUUAAAGGGAGCCACAGAGGCCCUUAACAGCAUUGAGACUGGUGUAGCAAGGGACAGGAUAAUUGCUGUGAAAAUUAAUGUUAAUAGUAGAUUGUUAUCACUCACAACAGAUUUAAAUAGAUAUUUGUCUGGCGCAACGAACAUAAAAGAAGAUUUCUGCAAUGAAUGUCGAGAUAUGCAAGUAAAAGCGGAGGACACGCUUACCGAAUUAGAAAUUGCGAUAAAACUAUACUGCCAUGAGGGAGAAAACAAUCAUAGAACGCGUCUACCUAAAUUAGAGUUAGGGAAAUAUAAUGGUGACAUUCUAAAAUGGAACAGUUUUUGGGAUAAAUUCGCGGCUAAUGUUGAUAGUAAGGACAUUGCCAACGUUGAGAAGCUUUCAUACUUGCUAGCGUCAUUGGAGGGACCAGCCCUUCAAGCAGUUGAGGGUCUGGAAACUACUAACAUCAACUAUCCGAUUGCGGUAGACAUUCUCAAUAGCCGCUUUGGUAAACCUACAAAGGUCAUCGAUGCUCACAAUGAUGCUUUGCAAAAUCUGGCUGUAGCGAAGGAUUCACCUGAAGAUUGUAGGCGCACUCUGAACAUUAUAGAGAAGCACCUGAGGGUAUUAGAAGCUCUAGGGGAGAAAGUUGAUGCUAGUUACCUUAGAGUUAUUGUACUUAAUAAAUUUCCAUCAAGAGUGGUAUACCAAGUGUGGCUUAUGUCAACCGAUGAUUCCUUUGAUGCAGUCCGAAAGGCUUUGGAUGCCGUAAUAACAGCCAUGGAGAGUUCAGUUGUUACAAACAUGAAGAGUUCUGUGAUUCCGGUAAAAUCCAAUGACACAACGGAGAUGAGUACACCUACUUCAACAGCAACACUGCAAAUUGGAGCUGUAAGGAAAAGGAAAUGGCAACAAAAGAGAGAGGCAAUUUCAGCUCAACCUAAUAGGAAACGCCCUAAGAGAAUGUGCAUAUUUUGCAAUGAAGAACAUUACAGCGAGGAUUGUACCAAAUUUAACACAUAUAAGGAGAGGAUUGGCAAGCUGAAAGAUAGGUGUUAUGUGUGCUUCCAAAUAGGACACCGUGCCUCUAAGUGCACAAGAAGGAGGAAAUGUGUACAUUGCUCUAGAAUGCAUAAUAGAGCACUUUGCCGACAGAAGGUGCAGAAGGGUAAGGAUGGUGAUAUGGUUCUUUCAAACAUAACUUCAGUCAAUGUACAGUUAAAUAAGCCAUCUAAUUUCUUACAGACGGCAGUAACCCAAGUAAGGACAGCGGAGGGGAGAAGUCUGAGCGUUAGACUUUUACUUGAUUCUGGAAGUCAACGAACUUAUAUUACAAACAGAAUAGCAAAAUUAUUACGAAUUAAACCUGAUGGAGAAGAUUGUUUGAUGAUUUAUACAUUUGGAUCAGAAAAGCCUAGAGAAAUGUUUUGCCCAUAUGCAACAAUAACUGUAGUGAGUAAACGUAAUGUUGAAAGACUGAUUAGAGUGAAUAUAGUUCCAUACAUCACCGCAGAGGUACCCAUGGCUAAGGUAGAGUCACCAAUGAUAGACAUCUUGGCGGACGAUGCUUCUACUGGCGCAGGCAUCGAUUUGUUGAUUGGAAAUGAUUUAUACUUCUCAUUUAUCAGGAAGAGUGUUGAUUUGGGAAAUGAUACUUUCCUAGUUGAUUCUGAUUUUGGUUGGUUCCUCGCAGGAAGUGCUACUGACAACAAGGAAGGGGACACUCUAUCAGUGGCCACAUAUUGCCAGUGCCAUGAAAUUAAUCAAGACUAUUUUACAGAACCAGAUCUUCCUCUGCGUACCAUAGAUGUCAAAUUUUUAUGGUCACUUGAGAGCAUCGGGAUAUGUGAUUCUCCAAAAACUACAUGUGAGGAAGAAGCCGUUCAGCACUUUAACGAGACUGUCAAAUACAGUGAAGGAAGGUACCAGGUCAAGUGGCCGUGGAUAGAGUAUCCUCCAAAAUUGCCUACUAAUUUUGGACUUGCCUUUGGAAGAUUAAAGGGUGUAUUACGAAGAUCAAAUAAAGAAGUCAUGACGGAGUAUGAGAAAAUUUUAAAGGAACAGCUUGAAGCUAACAUAAUAGAAGUCGUGGAUCCUACCAUUCCUGGUGACCAUCCAGUUCACUAUCUGCCCUUUCAUAUGGUUCAACAGAAGGGUAAAAAGGGUCGGCUAGUCUAUGAUGCUUCAGCUAAGCUUAAAAACGAGAAAAGCUUGAAUGAGUGCUUAUACAGAGGUCCGAACAUGCUGGAAGACCUUACAGGAUUGAUACUGAAAUUUAGAAUUGGGAAAAUUGCUAUCACCGCCGAUGUUGAAAAGGCUUUUCUUCAAGUUGGUCUACAAGAAGAGGACAGGGAUGUAACCAGGUUUCUCUGGGUCAAAGAUUUGAAUAAGGAACUGACUGAAGACAAUAUCAUGCAAUAUAGGUUCUGCAGAGUGCCUUUUGGAGUAAUAUCAAGCCCUUUCCUCUUAGCGGCAACAAUUCGAUAUCACAUUUCAAGGACUAACAAAAGUCUUCUUCCAGUGAUAGCAGAUAAAUGUUAUGUAGACAAUUUAGUGACGUCAGUUCAAUCAAGAGAAGAGGCUCUCAAUUUGUAUGCUCAAACAACAAACUCAUUUAAAGAAUUAGGAAUGAACAUACGAGACUGGAUGUCUAAUGACAAAGAUUUUGUAGACAAAAUUCCCAAGCAAAAGAGAGCUAAACAGGAAAGUGAAAUGAAGAUCCUCGGUUUGGUAUGGAAUUUGGAAAAUGACACUCUACGGCUCAAAAUGAAUAACGAAACCUUUGAGAGCGAGAUCACAGACAGAGGCAUUACAAAGAAAGGAGUCUUGAGAGUGCUGGCACGUCUGUAUGAUCCAUGCGGCUUUGUAUCACCGCUCAUGCUACCAGGAAAACUCUUGUUCCAGGAGAUUUGCACUAGAAAGUUUAAAUGGGAUGAGAUUCUGCCUGAAGACUUGUCGACAUCAUGGAGGAGCAUAAUUGAGAAUUUAAAAGUUGUUAAGAAUGUAGAACUGCCAAGACAUGUCGCAAGUGGAUCAAAGUCAGAAUGCACGAAGUAUGAACUACAUUGCUUCACUGACGCAUCUAUGAAUGCAUAUGCAGCAGUCGUUUAUCUGCGAGUCAUAACUGAAAAGUAA
Messenger RNA from Cydia strobilella, 3307 nucleotides. RefSeq lists its product as uncharacterized. Gene Ontology annotation, biological process: proteolysis. Lineage: Eukaryota; Metazoa; Arthropoda; Insecta; Lepidoptera; Tortricidae. The coding region runs from base 140 to 3307 and encodes 1055 amino acids. The transcript is spliced from 2 exons. Gene Ontology annotation, molecular function: zinc ion binding; nucleic acid binding; aspartic-type endopeptidase activity. The record is from RefSeq and is a predicted model, not a curated record.